AUGCGCGGCGAGGACAUCGUCGGCGCCUACGCGUCGGCCCUCGGCGGCGACGCGCCGGCGAGCGCCGGCGGGCGCACCGCGCGGCAGCGCGCGUCCGACGACGAGCGCCUCGGCCCCGCCGCGCGGCCGCGCGCGGGCUCGCCGCGGCGCGACGCGCGCAAGGAGACCUGGGAGCCCGAGCGCCUCGAGCGCACGAUCCUCGCCCGCGUCGAGGAGCGCGCCGCGCGGUCCCUGUCGGGCUACCGCUACCUGCGCUGCGCCAUGUUCCUCCGGUCGUUCUUCGGCGACGGCGUCGACGCGGUGUCCGCGGGCCAGUUCGGCGCGCUGCUCCGGGCCAAGCUCGGCAUCCACGUCGAGGACGCCGACGUGGUCCGGCUCUGGGUCCAGCGCUUCGGCGCCAAGUCCGGCGAGCACCGCCUCGCGAGCCGCCACCUCAUCGUCAAGUUGACGCCCAAGGACCGGGCGGGCGGGCCGGCCUGGGACGCGAACGCGUUCGCGGACCGCGGCGCGGCCGUGUCGCCGCGGGAGCGCGAGCGCGACGUGGCGUCCGGCGAGACGGCGGAGCAGAUCGAGCGGUUGAUCCGCGACCGCCUGGACCAGAAGAUGCGCAAAUUAUCGAACUUCCGCUAUCAAAACGCGUACGCGGUCUUCCAAGACGACAGUUCCUCGGGCAAGGCCGCGCGCAAGGCCGUCACGCGCGAGGCCUUGAAGGAGCGGUUGGCGGCGAAGCUCGACGUGCGCCUCAGCGCGUCCCAGCUCGACGCGCUCUUCGCGCGCUACGACGUCGAGGGCCGCGGCGCGCUCGACGUCCGGGAUCUGGUGCGGCGCCUCGUGCCCAGCGACUUCCCCGGCGCGUCCCCGCGCCGCGAGGCCGAGAAGCCCGCCAAGGGAACCAAGAUGGGCGCGCUCCACGUCCCCCGGGCCGCGCGGCCGCGGCCGCUCGCGGACCCGUCGUGGACCGUCGACGACGUCGAGGCGCUCCUCCGGUCGAAGAUCGCGGGCAGCCGCCGGCCCCUGGCCCACUACGAGCACCAGAAUGUGUACCGCGUCUUCAGCCGCGCGCCGCCGGACGCUUCCGCGCCGCCGGCCAAGGGCCACGCGAACAAUUUGACGUGCGGACGCUUCGCGGCCGUGCUCGAGCACGCGUUCGGCCUCGCGCUCACGCCGCCCCAGGCCACGCGCCUCUUCCUGCGCUACGACCCGUCGGGUUUGGGCCGCCUCGGCGUCAUCAUCCCCAACAUGCUCCCCAAGGACUGGACGCCGAACUGCGGCGUGCUGCCGAAAAAGCCGGGCGCCGCGGCCGCGCCGCAAACGUCGCCGGGCCGGAACCCGCUCCACCUCGUCGAGUUCCCGCCGGAUCUGGCCGCCGCGGCGCCGCCGCCGUCGGCGAAGAAGAAGCAGGCCGCGCCGGCGCCCGGCGGCGCGGCGCCCGACGCGCGGCCCGCGCGGCCCGCGCCGCGGCCCGCGAGCCCCGAGGCGAAGAAGAAGCAGAAGACCGAGCCCGCGCGCGCGCCGCCCCGCGUCGCCGUCCACGCCGAGGACUUCUCCUCCGUCCCCGCCGCCGCGAAGCCGCCGCCGAAGCGGCCGAGCUCCGCGCCGGCCGCGCGGCGCCGCGCGCCGCCGCCGGCCGCGGCGCCCGCGGCCGCGCCGCGGCCGCCGACCGCGGGCGCGCCGCGGCCCCCGGACAAGGGCGUCGGCGCCGUCCGCUACCGGGCCCACGUCUGCAACGACAAGGUCCGCGACCUCCUCAAGGUCCGCGGCCUCAACGUGGGCCCGAAGCACGCCGCCUCCUGGGACGCGGCGCCCGCGGACGAGGGCCUCUGGGGCACGUUCAAGACCGUGGGCCGCGUCGUGCUCGUCAUCGGGGCGACGUUCAGCUCGCUGGCCGUGGGCGUCGUGCUCAAGCUCUUCGUCUUCCCCGUGGACCAGGUCAUCGGCCGCACGUGGAUGGACCGCUACGUCGUCGGCGCGUGGGCCGACGGCGUCGUCGGCGGGCCCGUGUUCCCGCGGGGCUGCCGGCUCAAGCUCAGCGGCGAGCUGCCGCGGCCGGACCACCGCGCGGGCCUGCUCAUCGCGAACCACCAGCUCGACACGGACUGGUUCUACCUCUGGGACAUGCUCCGGGUCGUGGGCGCGCACGGCGCGCUCAAGAUCGUGCUCUUGGACGACAUGCGGUCGGUGCCCAUCGUCGGGUGGUGCAUGCGCCUCGUGGGCUUCAUCUUCGUGUCGCGGCACCGCAAGCGCGCGCGGCAGCAGGACGACGUCGCGGAGAUCGAGCGCGCCGUCGCCGAGGUCGCGGAGGCGCGGCGGCCGUCCGUCGUGCUCCUGUUCCCCGAGGGGACGACGGCGAACGAGGAGGCGAAGCGCAAGGCCGAGGCCUACGCGAAGCGCAUGCGCCGCCCGGCCCACGAGCUGCUGCUCGUGCCGCGCUGCGGCGGCUUCGUCGCGGCGAUCCGGGGCUUCGUGAGCCGGGGCGUGCUCGUCGAGGACGUGCUCGUCUACGACUCGACGAUGGCCUACGCGGGCUACGGCGGCGAGGUGCCCGCCUGGGACAUGGGCUUCGAGCGGUCCGACGACGUCCAGCUGCCCAACGUCGCCAAGCUCUUCAAGGGCGACCACGGCGACCACGUGCGCCUCCACACCGUCGCGUACCGGGCCAGCGAGGUCUUCGCCGACGGCGCCUACGCGACGCCCCUGGAAGCUUUGCGGAGCCACGAGGCCGAGCGCAUCGCCGCGGCCUGGCUCGACGCCCGCUGGGCCGAGAAGGACGCCAUGAUGGUCCACUACGCGGAGCACGGCGACUUCCCCGGCGCGGGCGACGUCGUCGAGGUGCUCAAGCCCGCCGAGUACCUGCCCUUCGGGUUGCUCACCGCGGGCUGGCUCGCGGCGGCGGCGGCCGCGACGCUCGCGCUGCUGGUGGCGACGCUCCUCGCCAUGCCCGCGCUCUUCGUCGCGGCGCUCCUGGGCACCCUGGUCGUCGCGUGCGUGCUGCCGUUCGUCGCCUGCGCGGCGUGCGCGCUCGGGCCCUUGGCGCUCGGCGCGCUCGCGAUCAAGCACUGGCACGACGCGCAGCCGAGCCGCGGCCGCGGCGGCGCCUUCGCGGACGCGGGCGACGACGACGACGACGUGCCCGUCUUCGGCGGGCCCGGGAAGAGCGGCGCGACGUCGGACGGCGCGGCGCAGGACACGCCCGUCGUCAUCUGA
Molecule: messenger RNA, 3204 nt
Organism: Aureococcus anophagefferens
Lineage: Eukaryota; Pelagophyceae; Pelagomonadales; Pelagomonadaceae
Exons: 2
Coding region: 1-3204 (1067 amino acids)
Cellular component (GO): endomembrane system
Molecular function (GO): acyltransferase activity
Source: RefSeq, a predicted model, not a curated record